This is a messenger RNA of Leguminivora glycinivorella, 1598 nucleotides long. It is a transcript of the gene tab1, whose product is annotated as TGF-beta-activated kinase 1 and MAP3K7-binding protein 1-like. The transcript is spliced from 9 exons. Lineage: Eukaryota; Metazoa; Arthropoda; Insecta; Lepidoptera; Tortricidae. The coding region runs from base 50 to 1450 and encodes 466 amino acids. Gene Ontology annotation, biological process: protein dephosphorylation. The record is from RefSeq and is a predicted model, not a curated record. Gene Ontology annotation, molecular function: protein serine/threonine phosphatase activity.
UCGUUGUUAUCUUCAGGUUUUUCUCUAAUUUAAAAAAGAUUUCUCUACGAUGAUCGCUCCGGUCGCCAGGCCCGUAGCACGGCCAUGGACGGACGAUCUCCCGAAGUGCCGCAAUACGUGCGUGGCGUCGUAUUUCUCGCGGCUCGGAGGCGGGAAUGUUGACUCCAAUGAUGACUAUCUCUGCUUCCAUUGCCAGACUGAAGAUAACUCGAGCUUAUACGGAGUAUUUGAGCCCCACAAUGGACUGGAGGCAGCCCAGUUCAUUAUGUUAGAAUAUAUAAUCUCCAUAUACCAUCUGUCACCCACUGCCGCUGUGCCUGAUUCACUGUAUUUCAGGAAUGCUUUCAACUCGGUUGAAAAGGCUUACAUCGAGAAUUAUGACAGCAUGAUUGCUGAGAGGACAAGCUUACAGUACCAAUUACAGACUCUCACGGAGUCACAGGUAACUUCACAAUUUCUGGCUAGUCAAAUAGUACAGGCAGUAGAUGCAAUCCUGGCUAGAUUGAAGGAGAUAGACAGGCAUUUGUCAGGUGGCGCCACUGUUGUCGUCGCUCUCGUUCAUAAUAACAAGUUAUUUUGCGCCAAUGUGGGUUGCUGCCGGGCUUUACUCUGUCGAACGGACGCCAAUUCUGUAUUACGAGUAGUACAGUUGACGGCGGACCACAGUCUGGCCAAUGAAGAUGAGUUGUUGCGGCUGAGGCAACUGGGGUUGGACACUAACAAACUAAGAAACGGCAUGUACGUGGGAAACCAGGCCGGCACGCGUUGUCUCGGGAAUUAUUUGGUGAAGGGGCUGUACAAGGCGUUCCCGGCGCUGGGCGGCGCGCGCGCCGCGCCCGUGGCGCCGCAGCCCGAGCUGCACGGGCCCGUCGCGCUCGACGACUCCUGCAGAUUCCUCGUCCUCGUAAGCUCCGGGGUGUACAAGCGAAUAGCCGAAGUGAAAGGCAGCAGCGAACAAGCCAACAAGCAACUCGCCCAAAUCAUAGUUGAGAACUUCCGCUCCCAGACUGACUUCAAAAAAGUCUCCCAGUCCGCUCUCCACGAGAUCGAGCAAGAAUUCGUCUCUUACUGUGUCAAGAAUAACUUAACACCGAAAUCUAACACACAUAUGACAUUAUUAAUAAGGAAUUUUAACUUUAUUCAUAUCGAUCCGGAGCCAAAUUUGGUUCAGAAGCAACAGAAUCCAUCAGUUCGCUUCAAUCCUAUCGUUCAAUCUAAAUCGAAUACAUUAUUAAACGAGUUGGAUUCUGAAAUUUAUUCAUCUGAAACAACAGAGUCUAAUGUAGAUACGAAUAGGUCUAACCGGUCUACGGAGUCAGGUUCGGAUAUAGAACCCGGAAGGCAGUUUGAUAGGGACAGGAAGAUUAAAGGAUAUGUUGAUUUUUCGUGUUAUUAUGAGAAUGUGGAGAAGGCGAGGAAAAAUGGGACCUUGCCCAGUUUUAUUGAGUGAUUUGAAAUAAGAUAUUAAGUAAUAUCAAAGAAGAUCGAGUAUUAUAGAGCUAGAGUUACUGUCAAAGUAAAAUGUGUAAUCACAGUGCAUAGACUGCCAUCUCUUGACACAGGCUUAAAACUUUUGAACCUCAGUUUUGACAAUUUGG